Molecule: messenger RNA, 1817 nt
Organism: Hemicordylus capensis (graceful crag lizard)
Lineage: Eukaryota; Metazoa; Chordata; Lepidosauria; Squamata; Cordylidae
Gene: GJB2
Product: gap junction protein beta 2
Exons: 2
Coding region: 160-843 (227 amino acids)
Biological process (GO): cell communication
Cellular component (GO): connexin complex
Source: RefSeq, a predicted model, not a curated record
UGUGGGAGCCCGCUAGGCUGCGACCGGCCGUCCUGCCUGGACCGCGCGAAAGAGACGAGCGAGCUAGAGUCAGAAGAAGCAGAAGCCAUCCCGACGCCGCGCUCGCUCAGAUUUCCGCCCGCACAGAGCUGAAAAAGGCCAGGUAAUAGACACACAAUCAUGGACUGGGGAGCACUUCAAGCCAUUUUGGGAGGUGUAAACAAACACUCAACCAGCAUCGGGAAGAUCUGGCUCACAGUCCUGUUCAUUUUCCGAAUCAUGAUUCUUGUGGUUGCUGCAGAAAAGGUCUGGGGAGAUGAACAGCAAGAUUUUACAUGUAACACUCAGCAACCUGGUUGCAAAAAUGUCUGCUACGAUGAAUUUUUCCCCAUUUCUCACAUUAGACUCUGGGCUCUCCAACUCAUCUUUGUCUCCACUCCUGCACUUUUAGUGGCAAUGCAUGUUGCCUACAGAAAGCAGGAGAAGAGACGAAAAAGCAGAAAAGGAGAGAAGAUUGACAUUGAAGCGCUGAAAAUGCAAAAGUUUCAUAUUGAGGGCUCCCUAUGGUGGACAUACACCAGCAGCAUCUUCUUCCGAAUUCUCUUUGAAGCGAUCUUCAUGUAUACAUUCUAUUUCAUGUACAAUGGGUACAAAAUGCCCCGUCUCGUGAAAUGUAGCGCUUGGCCUUGUCCAAAUGUCGUAGACUGUUUUGUUUCCCGACCCACUGAGAAAACCAUGUUUACUAUUUUUAUGCUGGCUGUAUCAGGCAUUUGUAUGCUCUUAAAUGUGAUUGAGUUGUCUUAUUUGGUGUUAAAGUUCUGCAUUAGAAAACCUAGGACCACAAAAUCACUGCCCAGCCAUUAGCUAUGCAUUUAUAACCCCAUGGCUAAGAUGAUGCACAUGGUUCUGUAAUGCUGCACCCCAGAACUGCUGUGGACUUCUCAGGCACCCUGAUGCUAUUCAGAAGCAGUGGUUGUGGAAGCAACAUUUCCACAGAUUUCCCCAUUGUUGCAGAUGGGGAAACUUGAGGAAAUGCUUUCCACGGUGGUUUCCACAAUCAUUCCUUCGGUGUUGGUGCUGCCAUAGAAGUCCACAGCAGCCUUGAAGCACAGUGUUACAGAACCUUAAGACUGUGCCUCAUGUCAGCACGUGAACUUAAUUUUGUAUUGAUUUUGGGAAAUGGUCAGGAAUAUUUCUAGGCUCCAUGAAAAGUAUAUAGUGCACUUCUUAAUGGCCAUUGGGAUCUGCUCAGCACCUGACUAGCAUUUACCUUAAGGCAAGGACUCAUGCUGCCUUUUGAAAUGACUCAAAAUUUUCUGCUGCUGAAAAGUAUACAAUAUUUCAGUUAUACAAUAUUUCUGUUACAAGUCAUAUCCAACGAAAUAUCUGAGUUCAAUACAAAAGAGCCCCCCAAUUAUCAGCUGAGUUAGCAUAUUCAAUUUAUUUUUUAAAAAAAUUAAAAGAUAAUGAGUGUGUUUAAUUAAAAAAAAUGACUGCAUGGGUGGGGCAAGAGGCAGGGAAGGCUGGUUAAAUUCACCUUUCUCCCAGAUGAUUGCUGACAAGUUACUGGGAAUGCGUACUGCACUCCCAGAUGAUCCAUGGCACAGGGCCAAGCUCCAGAGGCUGAGAUGAUGUGUCCCAGCCUCCGGAUAUCUCACAAUGCACCACGUGGCAUGUGUGAUACAUUGAGGGGUUCCCCCAGGUGCCCAUCUCUGUGUCUGCUGGGCUAAACAUAGCCCCAGAGAACACACAAUCCUGGAGCCCGGGUUAAGGACUCACUCAAGCCCUUAUCCCUGGCUAAGAGCUGGGUUUUAAAACAGGGCUAGGUGGUGCUGCCU